AUGCCUUCUGUCACGCAAGAAUGGCCAGCCUGGCCUGAGUUCGCUUCCCCGGACCCCGCAGAAUGCAAAGAUGACAGUCUCUUGUCGAUCAAGAAAGCCAUCAUCGCUGAGUAUGGCGUCGAUGCCCUGCGUCAAAGUUGGAUCAAAGUCUGCAGCGAGCUUCAAACUAUUACCGACGAGAUAAUGAUCAAGGGCAAUACCAUCAUUCCAACUUUCGACACUGCACGCAUCCUCGCGAGCGGUUUCAGUGACUCAGACAAAGCCGAGAUCGAGCGUAUCGGUGCCUUCGUGUGCCGGAGGACGAUCCCGGAGGACGAGACAAACAUACUAUACAAAGACAUGUCUGAGUAUGUCCAAAAGAACAAAGAAUACAUCCAGAGUUGGCCGGUCGAAAGUCCCAGUAUGCUGGUUUUGUACAAUUCGCCCACACAAAACACAAUCCGAUCACACCCAAACCACCUCCGCUUGCAACACAGAUUGAAUCAACUUUGGCACGGGUACGAUACGAGCGAGGGAACAUCGCCUGAGCCUGUCGUCUACUUCGAUGGCCUUCGUGACCGCGCACCCGGUCAGCCCUUCCUUGGGCUUGGGCCGCAUAUUGAUGCCGGCAGCCUCUGCCGCUGGGCUGAUUCGAACUAUCGGAGAGUCUACGAAAGCAUCCUUCGUGGUAGACCAGAAGAUCAUGAUUCGUUUGAUAUCGGUCUCCGGAAAAACGCAGACCAGGCGCUCUACACAGCCAUGGCGCACUCGUCUGUGUUACGAACCUUCCAAGGAUGGACGGCUUUGACCCCCACGCAACCUCGCGAAGGAACGAUAAUGGUGUAUCCCAACCUUAACACUGUCAUCGCGUAUGUGGUGUUGCGUCCUUUCUUCCAGCCUCCAAAGGACAAGGGAAGUGACGUUAUGGACCCGAAUAACUGGACAAUGAGCAGUGACGAUGACCCAUGGUUUCCUGGCACAUUCAAAGAGCAGAGCCAGCGUCUGAGUCGAGUUUCUCAUCCACACCUGCGACUCGAGGACUGUUUGGUGCACAUGCCAAGGGUCAAAGCUGGAGAUACAGUAUGGUGGCAUUGUGAUGUCUGCCAUGCAGUUGACACCGAGCAUCUGGGAAAACAAAACGCAGCAGUAGCAUUCAUUGGCUCGUGCCCAACGACUCCGACGAAUACUGACUAUGUGAGGAGGCAACUCACUGCCACCUUGACAGGACAUCCCCCACCCGACUACGCUGCUGGUGAUGAGACAGACUCAGACGAGAGACGAUUGAAGGGGUACAUCGGCCUAGAAGGGCUUAGCUAUGAGGCACGAAAAGCGUUCGGAUUCAACGAUGUGUCGUGA
Molecule: messenger RNA, 1335 nt
Organism: Boeremia exigua
Lineage: Eukaryota; Fungi; Ascomycota; Dothideomycetes; Pleosporales; Didymellaceae
Exons: 2
Coding region: 1-1335 (444 amino acids)
Source: RefSeq, a predicted model, not a curated record